AUGACCGCUCGCUGGGGUCGCACGCUGGGGCAAAGAAGCGCCGGGGACGGCUACGGGCCCAACCGCGAAAGCGCGGCGUCAAUGUUCUCAGUGGGCGGCUGCCCCUAUCCACCAGGUCCUAUAUUGCCAUCAGGGACAGGGGCGGACCCGAGGGUCGUCGCUGCCCGACCACCCGGACCGAUUCAGGCCUCGCAGGCGGCGCCUGGCGCCUGGCCAGAGGUCCCGUCGCUGUCCGGUGGAAACUGGCGCGGCCGCCCGCCGCGGGGUGCUGGGGUCAUCGCCUUCCGAUCGGUGCAGGAGGAGGGCGCGGAUGCAGAAUCGGAGGCAUCGGUGUAUGUCUGCCUGGUCGAGUCCUCCAGCAAGAAGUUGAGCUUCCCCAAGGGUGGCAAGAAGUUCUCAGACGGAAGCGUGCUGGACUGCGCUUACAGGGAGCUGCUGGAAGAAACAGGCAUUCGGCAGGAUCGCUUGAACCUGUACACAGGUCUCCACCUGGAUGAGGACAAAUUUGGGUGUCGCUACAUCCUGGCCGAGGUCAGUUGCCAGCGAUCGGAUCUCGAUUUCGAGAUCACGGAUUCGGGCUGGGCACCUCCGCACGAAGAUCCCACCGACAAGGAUCCCGUGGUGCGUGCCCACUGGGCUCCCCUGCGGGCAGUACUUGCAGGCCAGUGGGCCGGCCUCCAUCCUGGGCGCGUGCAGAUGCUGAGAGAUGCCGUCAGGUUGCGUAGAGAUCGCACGCGAUAA
Molecule: messenger RNA, 741 nt
Organism: Symbiodinium sp. CCMP2592
Lineage: Eukaryota; Dinophyceae; Suessiales; Symbiodiniaceae
Source: the annotation of a GenBank genome assembly